Nakaseomyces glabratus is the source of this 1374-nucleotide messenger RNA. RefSeq names its product pseudouridine synthase PUS9 (gene PUS9). NCBI's taxonomy places the organism in Eukaryota, Fungi, Ascomycota, Saccharomycetes, Saccharomycetales, Saccharomycetaceae. The record is from RefSeq and is a predicted model, not a curated record. Gene Ontology annotation, biological process: enzyme-directed rRNA pseudouridine synthesis. Gene Ontology annotation, molecular function: RNA binding; pseudouridine synthase activity.
AUGAUCAGAGCUGUUCUCAACUUCUUUCGAGCUGGAAAACCAAAGCUAGAUGGAGUGACGGCUUCUACCGCUACCAAGCGGAGUUUUACAGAGAUACAGGACAAAGAUAAGUCUACAUUUGAUGCCCAGUUGGAACAGGAGAUUAAGAGGGCUAAGAGGGUACAGGAGGAAAAAAUCAAGCGACGCGAGAGAAACAAGAAAUCAAAUGCGAAGUCUGAGAUCAUCCGCGAUGGUGCUGGCUUCAAAUUACGAGCUUCAAGCACAAAUAAGAAGACAAAGAACCGCCAGUCGGAUCCUCCAUAUACUAUCGAAGUCGACGGCCCAUUGAGAAAAAUUGUACCUUACUAUUUUACUUAUAACACGUAUUGUAAACUGCGGUGGAGAGAUAGGAACUUACUAGACGUGUUUACCAAUGAGUUCAGAGAUCGACCAGCUGAGUAUUAUAAGAAGACUAUUGAAAGGGGAGCCGUUUUGUUGAACGAUAAGCCAGCUACCCUGGAAUCCAUAAUAAAGAAUGGAGAUUUAAUCACACACAAGGUCCACCGUCAUGAACCGCCAGUCACAUCUCGGCCAAUUGAAAUUGUUUUUGAAGAUAAUGACAUCCUUGUCAUUAACAAACCUAGUGGUAUACCAGUACAUCCAACUGGCCGAUACAGAUUCAAUACCAUUACAAAAGCGUUAGAGAAAGAGCGUGGGUAUGUAGUACACCCGUGCAACCGUCUUGAUAGGAUGACCAGUGGGUUAAUGUUCCUAGCUAAGACAUCGAAAGGUGCAGAUAAGAUCGGUGAUCAACUGAAAGCCAGGGAAGUAGAGAAAGAAUACUUGGCGAAAGUUGUUGGUGAGUUCCCCGAGGGGACCACUGUUGUAGACAAACCGCUGAAAUUAUUAGAGCCACGUCUUACAUUAAACGUAGUUUGUGAAGAAACCGACCCUGAUGCAAAACACGCUAGGACUAUAUUCGAGAGAGUCUCUGUAUCCAAAGAUAAACAGACUAGCAUUGUGAAGUGCAAGCCCCUCACUGGCAGAUCACACCAAAUUAGAGUGCAUUUACAGCAUUUGGGCCACCCUAUAGCCAAUGACCCAAUAUACUCAAGUCCCGAAGUAUGGGGAGACGGUAAAGACUAUGACGAAGUUAUCAAGAGACUAGACAAUGUGGGGAAAAGCUACCCAGCGGGAACAUGGCAAUUGCCGAGCUCCAGAUCAAAUGGGACCAUGCUCACUGGGGAACUAUGCCCAGAAUGUGAGACAGAACUAUACUCUGAUCCAGGGCCAAACGAUAUAGAGCUCUACUUACACGCAUUCAGAUACAGCACCAAGGAGGACACAGAACAACAGUGGUCAUACGAGACAAAACUACCUCAUUGGGCGAACUGA